Molecule: messenger RNA, 1056 nt
Organism: Prunus armeniaca (apricot)
Lineage: Eukaryota; Viridiplantae; Streptophyta; Magnoliopsida; Rosales; Rosaceae
Source: the annotation of a GenBank genome assembly
AUGCAGCUCGCUCUCAACCCACUGGCCUCCCGCCAAGUGGCAGUCAUCGGCGCCGGCGCCGGCGGCCUGGUCGCAGCACGUGAGCUCUGGCGAGAAGGCCACAAAGUCGUGGUCUUUGAGCGAGGAGACCAAGUGGGUGGCACGUGGGUCUACACUCCGAAGGUAGAAUCUGACCCACUUGGGCUCCACCCGGAUCGGACCACGGUCCACUCGAGCAUGUACCAGUCGCUCCGGACGAACCUCCCGAGAGAGUCCAUGGGUUUCAGGGACUACCCAUUUGUGGCCAAAGAAGAAGACGAAGAGAGAGACCCGAGAAGGUUUCCGGGUCACAGAGAGGUGUUGAGGUAUUUGAAGGACUUUGCGAGCGAGUUUGGGAUAUCUGAGAUUGUGAGGUUCGAGACGGAGGUGAUGGUUGUGGAUUCGGUGGGGGGUGGCAAGUGGAAGGUUAAGUCUAAGAGCAAGGGAGGUGAUGGUGUGCAUGAUGAGAUUUAUGAUGCUGUUGUUGUCUGUAAUGGGCAUUAUACUGAGCCUCGUAUUGCUGAAAUCCCAGGCAUCAAUACAUGGAAAGGGAAGCAAAUCCACAGCCACAAUUAUCGUACCCCUGAGCCAUUUCGAGAUCAGGUAGUAAUUUUGAUAGGGAGCGCCACUAGUGCUAUUGAUAUUUCGCGAGACAUAGCUGGAGUUGCAAAAGAAGUCCACGUUGCAUCUAGAUCUGUUGCUGAUGAAACCAUUGAAAAGCAGCCGGUCUAUAAUAACAUGUGGCUUCAUUCUAUGAUCAAAAGUGUCCAGGAAGAUGGUAGUGUUGUAUUCCGAAAUGGGAGUGUUGUCCUUGCGGAUGUCAUUCUUCACUGCACAGGGUACAAGUAUCAUUUCCCUUUUCUUGAAACCAAUGGCAUUGUGACUGUAGAUGACAACCGUGUGGGGCCACUGUACAAGCAUGUCUUCCCGCCAGCAUUGGCUCCUUCACUUUCCUUUGUUGGGUUACCAUGGAAGGUUGUUCCUUUCCCACAGUUUGAACUUCAGAGCAAAUGGAUAGCAGGUCUUUUGUCUAAUUGA